GUGACUGUCAUUACUGUCAGUUAUGUCCUAAACUUAACUUAUUCAUAACUAUUGUAAACACUAUAGGAAUAAGAGUUAUUGAAAAAACCUAUUCAUAAUUGUCGUACAUUUAAACGUCAAUUGAUAUAGUUGAGUAGUAGUUAAGUAUAUUCAAUAACAAAAUGUUAAAAAAAGUUUUAUUAUCUACGGAUGUUGCAUUAGUAUGUGUACAACAUGCCCUGUCAACAGAAAAAGAAGAAAUAAUGGGACUACUUAUUGGCGAAGUUCACAAUAAUAAUACAUUGGUUUCAAUAGUAUCGUCUGUUAUAUUAAGACGUUUGGAUAAAAAACCUGAUAGAGUAGAAAUAUCUGAGGAGCAGCUUGUGAGAGCUACAUUAAGAGCAGAGGAAUUAGCAGCAGAAGUGGGGCGACCACUAAGGGUUGUUGGAUGGUACCAUUCUCAUCCACAUAUAACUGUUUGGCCAUCUCAUGUUGAUCUCUCUACACAAUCUAUGUAUCAAAGAAUGGAUUCUAGUUUUGUAGGUAUUAUAUUUGCUGCAUUUCUCUCUGAUCAAACAGCUAAAGCCCCCUCAGUACAAAUAACUUGUUUUCAAUCAAUUAAUGAAGGCUCAACUCAAAGUAGAAGAGAAAUUGAGUUAAAAAUCACAAACAAUAAUGACUCGCUGACUUUGAAUAAUUUUGAGAUUUUGACACAAUUGCCAACAAUUUUAAAAGAGGAAGAAGAGGAAGCAUUUAAAAAUGAAGCAGGAGAAACCGACAAAGAUGACAUUCUUAAUAUACAACAUAAUGCAGCAGUAAGGACUAUUGCUAUAGGUCACAUAGUUGAGAAGGUAUCACGGCCCAUGUUAGAAGCUCUUGUUGCCAGAAAUGCAAUAAACAGUAUCCGAUUAAAAGCUUUAAAAAAACAUCAUAAAGAAUUAAUGUCUAGAUUAGAUGGCAAUACAUUUGGUAAUGUUUAGUUUAUAAAAAUUAAUAAGUUUAAGUUGCAUUGUAAAAUGGUGUAAAUAAAUA
Vanessa atalanta (red admiral) is the source of this 1011-nucleotide messenger RNA. RefSeq names its product lys-63-specific deubiquitinase BRCC36-like. The transcript is spliced from 6 exons. Gene Ontology annotation, biological process: double-strand break repair. Lineage: Eukaryota; Metazoa; Arthropoda; Insecta; Lepidoptera; Nymphalidae. The record is from RefSeq and is a predicted model, not a curated record. Gene Ontology annotation, molecular function: polyubiquitin modification-dependent protein binding; metallopeptidase activity. Bases 162 to 959 code for a protein of 265 amino acids. Gene Ontology annotation, cellular component: BRCA1-A complex; BRISC complex.